Gekko japonicus is the source of this 2456-nucleotide messenger RNA. RefSeq names its product calcium-transporting ATPase type 2C member 2-like. The record is from RefSeq and is a predicted model, not a curated record. Gene Ontology annotation, biological process: calcium ion transmembrane transport; manganese ion transport; intracellular calcium ion homeostasis. Gene Ontology annotation, molecular function: ATP binding; P-type calcium transporter activity; ATP hydrolysis activity. Lineage: Eukaryota; Metazoa; Chordata; Lepidosauria; Squamata; Gekkonidae. The transcript has 15 exons. Gene Ontology annotation, cellular component: plasma membrane; Golgi membrane; endoplasmic reticulum. The annotation marks the transcript as partial.
GUUUACUCAUGCUGAUCGGUUGGCUGCAAGGGAAACAUCUCUUGAGCAUGUUCACCAUUGGAGUGAGCUUGGCGGUGGCUGCCAUCCCGGAGGGCCUCCCCAUCGUGGUCACAGUGACGCUGGUAUUGGGUGUCUUGAGAAUGGCCAAGAAACGUGUCAUUGUGAAGAAGCUGCCGAUUGUCGAGACGCUCGGUUGCUGCACCGUCAUCUGCUCCGAUAAGACGGGGACUCUGACGGCCAACGAGAUGACAGUAACCCAGCUUGUCACCUCGGACGGGUUCAAGGCUGAGGUGAGUGGGGUCGGAUACAACGGAGAGGGAAACGUAUACCUUCUGCCAUCCAAAGAAGUCAUCAAAGAGUUUUCAAAUAUAUCUGUCGGAAAACUAGUGGAGGCUGGCUGUGUUGCCAACAAUGCUAUUAUCAGAAAGACCACUGUGAUGGGUCAGCCAACCGAAGGAGCCCUAGUAGCUCUUGCGAUGAAGAUGGAACUAAGCAAUAUAAAGGAUAAUUACGUAAAAAAGAAGGAGAUUCCGUUUAGCUCGGAGCAGAAGUGGAUGGCUGUCAAAUGCGCCCUGAAAAAUCAGGAGGAGGAGGAGGAAGAGGAGGAAGUGUACUUUAUGAAGGGAGCCUUUGAAGAAGUCAUGCAGCACUGUUCCACGUUCAACAGUGGUGGCAUCUCACUUCCACUGACGCCGCAGCAGAAGGCGGUCUACGUUCAAGAGGAGAAGCACAUGGGGUCCCUCGGCCUGCGGGUACUUGCGUUGGCCUCUGGCCCAGAGCUCGGCAGACUGACCUUUUUAGGUCUAGUAGGAAUCAUCGAUCCUCCGAGGAACGGAGUGAAGGAAGCGGUUCAGGCCCUCAUCGAGUCUGGCAUCUCGGUGAAAAUGAUAACAGGAGAUGCUUUGGAAACAGCCUGGGCUAUUGCCCAGAAGAUCGGCCUUUGCAAUGGAAAGAUGAAAGCCAUGUCUGGGGAGGAACUGGAGACUAUCACAGAGUCCGCGUUAUCAUCCACAGUCAAAAAUGUUUCCAUCUUCUUCCGAACGAGCCCCAAACACAAACUUAAAAUCAUAAAGGCUUUGCAAAAGGCAGGUGCCAUUGUGGGAAUGACAGGAGAUGGGGUGAACGACGCCGUGGCUCUGAAAUCCGCCGAUAUCGGGAUUGCGAUGGGAAGAGCCGGGACAGACGUCAGCAAAGAAGCCGCCAACAUGAUCCUUGUGGAUGACGACUUCUCGACAAUCAGCAAUGCAAUCGAGGAAGGGAAAGGAAUAUUCUACAACAUUAAAAAUUUCGUCCGUUUCCAGCUCAGCACGAGCAUCUCGGCGCUGAGCUUAAUUACCCUGUCGACAGUCUUCAAUUUGCCCAAUCCACUCAAUGCUAUGCAGAUCUUAUGGAUCAAUAUUAUAAUGGAUGGGCCUCCGGCACAGAGUUUGGGUGUCGAGCCAGUUGACAAAGAUGCUAUCAAACAUCCUCCCAGGAGCGUCACGGACACGAUUCUCAGCAGGUCCCUGGUCCUAAAGAUCUUGCUGUCGGCCGCCGUCAUCAUCAGCGGAACCCUCUUCGUGUUUUGGAAAGAGGUGAGGGACCUGUUGUUCCUAACCGGCUUGGCCUCCUCUGUUUUCAUCCUAUCGGAACUCGUCAAAGUGUGCGAGAGGUUUUGCUGCCGGACAAAGACGGACAAGGACCAAGAAGUGACCGUGUGACCGAGACAUGCCACGCCAUUUCUGCUACGUUUGGGAUGCCAUUGGAAUGAAAUUGGGUGGUUGCAGGAUUCACAUGGGACCCAUCAAACCUACUAUUCCUUUUUCACAUUUUGGAUCAUUUUCAAGUGACUGCAGAUCGACAGGGCCUUCGUUGUCCCGAAGAGUAAUUAAAACUCGCUAUGAAGGGCUUUCCUGAGCCACCGAUUGUCAUCUCCUAGAAGGCAAAGGAACGGGGCACAUGGAAACAGAACGCAGGGCACUGUCCUCAUCCACUUAUUUAUUUAAGUUGCAAUGAACCUUUUUGCUAACAAAACAUGUCUCUUUAUAAAGGCAGCGUACGAAAGAUGCCAGACCAGCGUGUGUUUUGUCCAAAUGGGCAGCUCUUUAACCGUGCAGUUGAGUUACUAUUGGGAAAAUUCAGACAAGUACAGCAUUAAGACAGAAGUGAGAGACAAGAAGCCAGUUUGGUGCAGUGGUUAGGAGCAUGGACUUCUUCUAGAAGAGAUCCCAGAAAAGUCAAAAAGAACUGCAGCCAUUCCGUGGGUGGGGCUCACGCUGGCUGUCUAAUAAGGCACACAAAUACGGUGAACAGAACAAGGCAUUGCAGGAGAGAGAACAUUACAGGAAGGAUCCAGAAACAUUUAUUCAUUCAGCAGUGCCUGGAUUCUGAAACACUAUUGUUAUAUAAAACGAUUCAGAGGAGAUGUGAAAAUGCGAUUAGCACCAUAACAGGAUUUCCAAUCUAAUCCUCAACGC